AUGCAGAAGUUCAAGGACAAGGUCGAACACGAAAUUGACCAGCUGGAGGAGAACUUCAGAGACUCCCAUCUCCACGAUGCGAAAGCUCAUGCAUUUCAUUUGAAACACAAGGUUGGCAAGUUCUUCAAUAUUGUCAACCCAAACCACCGCCACGAUGAGGCGCACGAACAGGCUACGGACCGCAAACGCUCGGAGAUUACUGAAUCUCAUCGGUUUCAAUCCUUCGCGCCCAUCCAUGAGGGGAACCGCAUCAAAUGGUAUGUCGAUGCGUUGGAUUACUUAUGGGCGGUUUCCGAGGCUCUCGAGAAGGCGACCGAGACCAUCUACAUCGCUGAUUGGUGGCUGUCGCCCGAAUUGUUCUUACGUCGUCCUCCGGUUGAUCAUCAGGAGUGGCGGCUUGAUCAUAUCCUGAAGCGGCGUGCUGAAGCCGGGGUCAAGAUCUAUGUCAUUGUCUACAAAGAGGUCAACCAAGCCCUGACGUGCAAUUCUGCACACACCAAGCACGCACUCCAGAGUCUCUGCCCUGAAGGCACUCCGGGCCAUGGAAAUAUUCGCGUCCUUCGCCAUCCUGAUCACAAUAUCUUUGAGAACGCCGCCGACAUGACUCUGUACUGGGCACACCAUGAGAAGUUCAUUGUCAUUGACUACGCCCUGGCCUUUAUUGGAGGUAUUGACCUCUGCUUUGGCCGCUGGGAUGCAAAUCAACACCCCUUGGCCGAUGUACACCCGGCGGGGUUGCGUGAUGACAUUUUCCCCGGCCAGGACUUCAACAACAACCGCAUCAUGGACUUCCAGAGCGUGCAAGACUGGCAAAACAAUGAGUUAAGCAAGGCCGAGUAUGGCCGUAUGCCAUGGCAUGAUGUGGCCAUGGGCUUGGUCGGCGAUUGUGUCUACGACAUUGCUGAGCACUUUGUGCUACGCUGGAACUUCAUUAAACGCGAUAAGUACAAGCGAAGCGACACUGUAGACUGGUUGUUGAUAGAGGGUCGGACCGGCGAGAAUGAGGAUCUAGUCGCAGUCCAGCGACCCAAGUAUCCCUGUGGCGAGUACAUCCAACACCCUCUCUCGCCAUUAGACACCAAGCCCCGGGGCCAGCAGGGCUCGGUUCGUGCGCAGAUAGUCCGCAGCAGUGAUGAUUGGAGCAGCGGCAUUUUGAACGAACAUAGUAUUCAGAAUGCAUACUGCGAGACCAUUCGGAAUGCCCAGCAUUUUGUUUACAUUGAGAAUCAGUUCUUCAUUACUGCCACGGGUGACCAGCAGCGCCCGAUUUUCAAUACCAUCGGUCGCGCCAUUGUGGAUGCUUGCAUUCGAGCGGGAAAAGAAGGCCGCAAGUUCCGCGUCAUUAUCGUCAUCCCCGCCAUCCCCGGCUUCGCAGGCGAUCUGCGCGACUCGGCGGCGACCGGUACCCGGGCGAUCAUGGACUACCAGUACAAAUCCAUUUGCCGGGGCGAGCAUUCGAUCAUGGGCCAGAUUGAGAAGGCGGGUAUCGAUCCGAAACAGCAUAUUUUUGUCUUCGCCUUGCGGGCUUAUGACCGUAUCAAUAAGACUCCAGCACUGGAGGAGCUCGAAAAGAAGGCCAAUGUCACGUAUCAAGAUAUUCAGCGUGGUAUCGCCGAGUCUAUCAUGAGUGAGAGUGUGCACCCUUCGGUUGGCAAGGAAGGUGACAAAAAUGAAAGGAGCUAUGCCACCGACUCCCGCCAGAAAGAAGAGAAAGUGCGUAAGCUCGAGAAGUUCGAGGAACAGGUUGAGCAGCGCAAGGCCGACCUGGGUGACGCCAGCAGAGACUCGGUGGCCCAUACCACUAUGCUGAAUGGCGGUAAGAUGUCGGACGAGCUCUGGGAAGGAGACCCCGAGGCCGAGAAGGACAACAUUGUCCAGGAGGAGCUGUAUGUGCAUGGGAAAGUCUGCAUUGUCGACGACCGCAUCGCCAUCUGCGGCAGUGCCAAUAUCAAUGACCGCUCUCAACUUGGAUCUCAUGACAGCGAGCUUGCCAUUGUCAUGGAAGACCAAGAUUUCAUUGAGAGUCGAAUGGACGGUCAACCCUACCGUGCGGCCCGCCUGGCGGCGACAUUGCGCCGCCAGCUUUGGCGCGAGCACUUGGGACUGCUGCCGGCGCAGAAUUACGACGCUACCGGCCAUCCAAACGCGCGACCCCCCGAUGUCUGCCUCAACCAGAUCCUAGAUGAUGUCCACAAUGAGUUUGUAACCGACCCGCUCAGCGAUGCGGUCUGGAACACUUGGACGGAGCAGGCUAGCGUCAACACAGACACGUAUCGGAUGCUGUUCCGGGCCGACCCCGACAACAAUAUCAAGACCUUCGAGGACUAUGACAAUUUCAGGCCGCGUGGGUCGCACAAGCAGGGUCAUCUGUUCGACCCGUAUCUGCCGGUCCAGGAGGUCCGCCAGAAGCUGGAUCGCAUCAAGGGCCACCUGGUAUGGUUGCCGCUCGACUUUCUGUGCGAUGCGGAGAUGGCCGAGCCCGGGCUGGCUGUGAACCAGAUCACUGAG
Messenger RNA from Penicillium macrosclerotiorum, 2508 nucleotides. RefSeq lists its product as uncharacterized. The record is from RefSeq and is a predicted model, not a curated record. NCBI's taxonomy places the organism in Eukaryota, Fungi, Ascomycota, Eurotiomycetes, Eurotiales, Aspergillaceae. Gene Ontology annotation, biological process: cell motility; intracellular signal transduction; phosphatidic acid biosynthetic process. The transcript has 7 exons. Gene Ontology annotation, molecular function: D-type glycerophospholipase activity. The annotation marks the transcript as partial.